CGUUUGGGCUACACUUGGCCGCGCGCGAGCGGCGAGAGACUUUUUGAGGCGAGGCGGAGGCCACUUCCAUUGGGAGAACGCGACGUCGUCAUUUUAAAAUGGCGCCAAAGAUUAACCUCGACCAGUGGCUCGCUUUGGUGCGUGUGCGCCACAUUGUGCCCAGCUGGUGAACAUUCACGACCCGCUAGCCGCACGUUCGCCACAACCUCCAUUUUAGCGUCCUUAGCGGAUAUCUACUGACGAAUCCGAGGCGGUCUAGGCGCAUCUUGACAGAAAAGAAAAUGAAUCAUAUUUGUAUAAGGAGGUGCCGAAAUGGCAACAUUAGCUCAAUGGUGCUAACGGCGCUCCACGGUAACAAACGUAGCAACCUGCCUCAGGGUUAGCACUGCGACGACUUCAUAACGUCGAGAAGCGCGGCCCUCUUCCAAAACAUUUAUAAAAGUGAAACUCGUGAGGCGGAAGGCUUUAGAGCGAUAAUGUCUACUCAGCGCCCAUGGUUGCUGAUUAAAUAGUAUAAAAAGGGGUGCAAAAUUGGAGGACAAAAAUCAUCCAGAAUAUUCCACUCGAGGCGCCGGUUGGUGGGUGGGCCCUCAUGUUUUGGAACGACACUGUUAGCGUUAUGGCUAAUCGUAACAGCUCAACGCCCAAGCUAGUCAAAGCAGCCCUUUUUCCCGAACGACUAAAGCCCCACAAAAGUUAUCGUACACGGGGAAUUUUAAAACUAACUGCUAGUUUUUGCACUUUUGGUCUGCAACAAAGUUACGGCGUCAGACGACAUGUCGUAAGCCCACUCUUAGCUUAGCCACCUAGCUGAGGUUUUUUUUAACCUUACAUAAUUCGACAGGAUAUUACCACUCGUUAUAUCUUGAAACUUGCUUAAUGUUGCCGUUUACGAUUUCAGCGUUGCUAACAUCGCCCUCCGAUUGCUACGCAUUGGCUGUAGUUGUUGUCGUUACCGGGAACGUCAUUUCCCUGAAAAGUUAGUUGGAUAGAUGUGGCAUCGCGAGGCUCACGUUGAUCAUUUGUAAUCGUAUUAUUAUUUUUUUCGUCGUGUGUGAUGCGAGGCAAAAUGUCGUCUUGUACACAGCGAGCGAUUCCUUCGCUCACAGCCUCAGGGGGACGCGUUUGUUUACCAGCUAAGGGCACAGCUGCAGCAGAGCUUGAACUCUGUCACCCCCCCAACGACACAGUCCGCGUAUGUGUGCGCCGAGGAAGUCACCAGGCCUGCUGGUGCUCCUCUGACUCGCCACCAUGAAGAGAAGUCGACACCCCAGCAGCAGCGACGACUCCGACGAUGCCAGCAAUUCCACCUGCUGGUCGCAGCAUUCGUCUCAGGCCAGAAGAGGAAGCAGGCAGAAACCUUCUGAGGUCUUCAGGACGGAUCUGAUCACGGCCAUGAAGGUGCACGACUCGUACCAGCUCAACCCGGAGGACUUCUACGUCCUGGCCGACCCGUGGCGGCAGGAGUGGGAGAAGGGCGUGCAGGUGCCCGUCAGCCCGCAGUCCAUCCCGCAGCCGGCGGCCCGCCCGCUGGCCGAGGGCGGCAAGGAGGUCACGUUCGUCCGGCCCAAGAAGCUGAUCCGCACGUCGGCCGCCCAGGCCCUGGGCUACGUGGACAUCCGCACCCUGGCCGAGGGCACGUGUCGCUACGACCUCAACGAGGAAGACGUCACCUGGCUGCAGAUUGCCAACCAGGAGUUUGCCAAGUUGGCCCUCCCGCCGUUGGACGAGUUUGCCAUGGAGCGCGCCUUGGAGGAGUUUGAGCGUCGCUGCCACGACAACAUGACGCACGCCACCGAGACGCAGGAGGGCCUGGGCAUCGAGUACGACGAGGACGUGGUGUGCGACGUGUGCCAAUCGCCCGACGGCGAGGACAACAACGAGAUGGUGUUCUGCGACAAGUGCAACAUCUGCGUCCACCAGGCGUGUUACGGCAUCCAGAAGGUGCCCAAGGGCAGUUGGCUCUGUCGGAUCUGCGCCUUGGGGAUCCUGCCAAAGUGCCAGCUGUGCCCGAAGAAGGGCGGCGCCAUGAAGCCCACCCGCAGUGGAACCAAGUGGGUCCACGUCAGCUGUGCCUUGUGGAUCCCAGAGGUGAGCAUCGGGAACCCGGAGAAGAUGGAGCCCAUCACCAACGUGUCGCACAUUCCCAGCAACAGGUGGGCGCUCAACUGCUGCCUGUGUAAGGACAAAACGGGAGCCUGCAUCCAGUGCUCCGCCAAAAAUUGCCGCGUGGCCUUCCACGUGACGUGCGGCCUCCACGCCGGUCUGGAGAUGACCACCCUCCUCACCCAGGACGACGAGGUCAAGUUCAAGUCCUACUGUCCCAAGCAUUCGGGCCUGGAGGGCGGCGACCUCAGGGAGCGAGACUCCGACGGCGAAGGGGAGAAGGAGGAGGGCGCCGGAAGCAAGAAGGGCAAACGGCGCGGGAGGGUCCGGGGGGACGAGGAAGAGGACUCGGCCGCGGCCCCGCCCCCGCCCGCCGCCACCGCCGCCGCUUCCACCUCCUCCUCGUCGCCGUCGUCUUUAUGCCUCGUCCGCCAACGCGACCCGCAGGAUCAUCGCGUCAACCUCCGAAAGAUGAAGCUGCAAGAGAUGGAGGAGGUCUUCUACCAAUUCGUGGACGCCGAGGAGGUGGGCCGCCACCUCAAGAUGGCGCCGGAGACGCUCGACUUCCUCUACCAGUACUGGAAGCUGAAGCGCAAAGCCAACUUCAACCAGCCGCUGCUCACGCCCAAGAAGGACGAGGAGGACAGCCUGGCCCGACGCGAGCACGAGGUGCUGCUGAGGCGCCUGCAGCUCUUCACCCAUCUCCGCCAAGAUUUGGAGAGGGUCCGUAACCUGACCUACAUGGUGACCCGGCGGGAAAAGAUGAAGCGUUCCCUGUGGCGAGUCCAGGAGCAGAUCUUCCAGCACCAAGUCCGGCUCAUCGACCAAGAGCUGCUCGCCGGGAAUCCGUCCAAGACGAACCUACAGCGACUUUUUUCCGAGGACCAUCUGAACACUCACACCGGGACCCCCUGGAGCACCUCAGCGCACAAAACCAAACGGCGGUCCAAGCCAGACAAGGGGAAGUCGCGUGAAAGGAAAGGACUCUCUGACUCGCCGCCGGUUUCCAAGAAGGACCUCAAAACCCUCGACGCCAAAUCCUCGCCGGUCAAAGAGUCCGGCUCGGACCCGCAGACCUCGGACCGCCCGAACGACAGCCUCUCGCUUCGGCACGCAAAGUCCCCCAAGCAGGAGGGAACCUCUCAGGAUGGGAAAACCGUGCGGAGGGAGGCCCCCCCGGGCCCAGAACGGCGGAAAGAAAAACAACCCGAGCACGAGGAGCGCAAGAGGAAGCGGUGGACCGACGUUGCGGGGACCUCCGGCGGAUCCCAGAAAGCCCGCUUCCAUUCCAAACACCUGGAUAAAACCGUCUCCAUCCGGCUGGUGGACAUCCGAUCAUCGGACGGCCGAGAAAUUCGAAGCGGCUCGGGAAGCCCGGAGCUCGUCAACAGUCGAGUCAAAGAGUCCCCGGCGGAUGUGGCCCGCGUGUCUAACGGGUCCCUGAAAGGCUGGGGCAAGUUCCGCAUCCCCAAGCGCAGCGAGAAAACCGAGCCGGAACAGCGCAAACAAUUGCUGCGGCCGCUCACCAACACGCCGACGCCGGGGCCGGGGCCCCAGCACCCGAGGACCAGGCUGCGCACGGGGGCCGAGAACGAGGACGGCGGCGCCGAGGUGCUGGAGCCCUGCUCCAAACGCUGCCACUCGCACCAGCUCAGGGGCGACGCCUCACUCGGCCGCCGCUACGGCUCCGACAUCAUCCGCCGCGGCGUCCUGGCAUCCUGACCCGCCGGGGAAAAAGACAAAUAGGGGGCGCUAGCUUUUUAUUUUUCUGGACAAAUCCGAUUAAAAAAAAAAUGUCUGAGUAGAGCUGAUAUUUAUUUUUUACGCGUAAUAUAAACUGGGAAAUAUUUUGAGACACUUUUUGUUCUGCCGCUGACCAGCAGGGGGACCACAAAGCUCUCGCGAUGUAUUUUUUUUGUUUCGUGUGUGCGUGCGUGCGUGUUGAAAGUUGCAAAAGCUUCCUUCGAUGUUAAGAAUGGGAAAUACUCCAAAUUGGAACAUUUCCAUGGGAAUUCAAAUGAAUUGAGCAAUUCCCACGGUAAAGUUUCCUUCGUUGAAACUGGCCAACAAGUUUGUUGAAAAGUGUUCCCAAGUUGUUUCGCACGACGCAGGAAGCGACGGCGACCUUUUCUUACCAUUGGCAUUUAAGACCAGUUGGCGGUGACGCAGACGCUCGCCCAUUAGCACUUGAGUGUCGUUGAACUAGCGCCCGCAACCACGUGCCUCACUUGAAGAGUUUGCACUACGACGGGCCGGCCAGAGUUAUUUUUACACUGAAGAAAAGAAAAAAUCCUGGGCCGCUGCUGUACUACUGUUAUGCAAAAAAGUUCAAUCGCUUUGAUUGUCUUUAGUCUGAAAGAGGAAUAAAAAAUCUCUGGAGGAGCGAC
Hippocampus zosterae (dwarf seahorse) is the source of this 4493-nucleotide messenger RNA. RefSeq names its product jade family PHD finger 1 (gene jade1). The record is from RefSeq and is a predicted model, not a curated record. The transcript has 10 exons. Gene Ontology annotation, biological process: regulation of transcription by RNA polymerase II. Gene Ontology annotation, cellular component: histone acetyltransferase complex. Lineage: Eukaryota; Metazoa; Chordata; Actinopteri; Syngnathiformes; Syngnathidae. Bases 1252 to 3828 code for a protein of 858 amino acids.